This is a messenger RNA of Salarias fasciatus (jewelled blenny), 4023 nucleotides long. RefSeq names its product tubulin tyrosine ligase (gene ttl). The record is from RefSeq and is a predicted model, not a curated record. NCBI's taxonomy places the organism in Eukaryota, Metazoa, Chordata, Actinopteri, Blenniiformes, Blenniidae. Gene Ontology annotation, cellular component: spindle microtubule. The coding region runs from base 585 to 1796 and encodes 403 amino acids. Gene Ontology annotation, molecular function: tubulin-tyrosine ligase activity. Gene Ontology annotation, biological process: microtubule cytoskeleton organization; protein modification process. The transcript is spliced from 7 exons.
GGAGAGCGGAUGACAGCGGCCGCGGAUCCUGUGGGAAUAAAGCACACGCUGUCGGUAAAAGACGCCGUUUUGUGACUGUGGACUGCUGAUUAUCUGGUUAUUUGCAGCUCACAGCUGUUUAUAUCACCGCCUACCUUUGCUUUGAGCGCUCUCUGCAGCUGCUGGCGGCGGUCGCGGACUGUUAGCUGCAACGUUAGCUCGACCGGAGGCGGGAUGUGAAUGAAUCCAGACGGGACCAGCCCCCGGAGCGCCGGCAGGAACUGCCAGUCACACCCUUGUCUGGAGGGGAAAAGAAGAUGCUCUGAACGCUGAAAGCAUCAUGAGACCGCUCCCAUUGCCGUGUCUGCGUGGUUUUAAUCAGCUCGCGGAUUGUUGAGGCUCCCGGAUUGCACUUUUUGGGGCUCCAGUCGGGCUGAACUGGGAAGUGUGGGCUGGAUAUGACUGACUCAUCGCCAUGGCCCGGGCGGAGCAGAUAACCCUGAGCAGUGUGUGUGCCGCAGUGACAGCCAGGCACGGCUGAGUGCUCCGCUACGCCCUCGAUUCCUUCUCACUUGUCGGCUGGAUUUCGCGGUCAGCGCGGCACCAUGUACACCUUCGUUUCCCGCGAUGACAACAGCACCGUUUAUGCAGAAGUUUCCAAAAUCCUCCUGUCGACGGGACAAUGGAGGAGGCUGAAGAGAGACAAUCCCAGGUUCAACCUGAUGCUGGGCGAGCGGAACAGGCUGCCCUUUGGACGCCUGGGUCAUGAACCCGGCCUGGUGCAGCUGGUGAACUACUACAGAGGAGCAGACAAGCUGUGUAGGAAAGCAUCCUUGGUCAAGCUUAUAAAGACCCGCCCAGAGCUGUCCGACUCCUGUAACUGGUUUCCAGAGUCCUACAUAAUCUACCCGACCAAUCUCAACACUCCUGUUGCUCCAGCCUCCAAUGGCAUCAGUCAUCUGAAGAGCAAUCCUAAAACGGAUGAGCGGGAAGUGUUUCUGGCCUCCUAUCAUGCGAAAAAGGAAAGCGGUGAGGGGACGGUGUGGAUCGCCAAGUCGUCCGCUGGAGCUAAAGGUGCUGGUAUUUUGAUAUCCCACGAUGCAAAUCAGCUGCUGGAGUACAUCGACAAUCAGGGACAGGUGCACGUUAUCCAGAAGUACCUGGAGAAGCCGCUGCUCCUGGAGCCCGGACACCGCAAGUUUGACAUCAGGAGCUGGGUGCUGGUGGACCAUCAGUAUAACAUCUACUUGUACCGGGAGGGGGUGCUGCGCACGUCCUCGGAGCCGUACAACAGCGCCGACCUGCAGGACAUGACCAGCCACCUGACCAACCACUGCAUCCAGAAGGAGCACUCGCAGAACUACGGCCGCUACGAGGAGGGCAACGAGAUGUUCUUCGACGAGUUCAGGCUUUACCUGCUCAACACCCACAGCGUGACGCUGGAGUCGUCCAUAUUACCUCAGAUCAAGCAGAUCAUCAAGAGCUGUCUGACGUGCAUCGAGCCUGCGAUCAGCACCAAGCACCUGUCCUACCAGAGCUUCCAGCUCUUCGGCUUCGAUUUCAUGGUGGACGAGAGCUUCAAAGUGUGGCUCAUUGAAAUCAACGGCGCGCCGGCCUGUGCACAGAAGCUGUACGGAGAGCUCUGUCAGGGUAUCGUGGACGUGGCCAUUUCCAGCCUCUUCACACUCGCCGGCGACUCUUCCUCUGCGUCGUCUUCGCCGUACUCCUCCUCCCCGUCCUCCUCGUUCGCCACCGGCGCCUGCUCCUCUCCCAAACUGCGAGCGCCUCUCCACGUGGGUCCCUUCACCCGGCUGUAAGCACACGCCUCGCCUCCCCGCCGCCUGGCGAGCCCAGGCCCGUCACAAACCAACGCUUUGUGCGUGUGUGUGUGUGUGUGUGUGGACAUGUUCAUGCUCCUCUCAUUAUGCAUGUUGACGAACGUCCCGGGAGAAGCCCCGCCCCCCUUCCAUCCAGCCCCGCCUCCUGCGUGAGGAACACAGACUGCAGUGCCUUACAUUUCCACCCAGGCUCCCUUAAAAGAACCAGACAGAUGAAAGCCUGCCGGCUCGCCGCUCCUCCUGCUGCUCAGUCGAGUCAACACAUUUUCGGUCUCAUCCUGACCUCUUUUCUCAUCAGGCACUUUUUUAUUUUUGAUAGCUGGAGUGAGAAUUACAAAGAGUAAUCCAGAGGUUAUAGAGGUCAAAGGUCGCCGAUCUUCUGAGUGUGGAAGCAAAGUGAGCAGGUUCUAAACAAGCGUCCCAGAAUACCUAGGUGUUUGUCGUGUUGUUUGAAGAGAGCAUGUUCGUGUGACAGCAUGUAGCAGACGCCGGUCCCGGUAACGUGUCGUGUUGAUUAUGUUUCUGAACAGAAGUAGAGUAGAAGCGUGCGGUGGGGAGACGUUCGGAGGCCCCAUUGAAAUAAAACCGACCCGCAGCGACAGGGUGUCAGACUCCACCGAGCUGACCGGCUCUGAUCGCAGAGCAUGACUUGAACUUCUCUGCUGUCUCUUUCCGUGCUUCAGGUUUCAAUACGAUCGACACGUAUUCAUCUAAAGCUUCGUCUCAUUUACCGUUUCUAGUAAUAAUGAGUGUCAGAAUGAAGGACUUUAUUCUCUGCAUGGUUUUAUUUGUCAUCAGUUUUUUGUUUCAUGGGGUUUUUAGAUAUUUGUCUUUUUAAUUGAUUUUAGUGUUUGUGUGGGUAGAUCAGACUGUAGUACUGUAGCUGUCGGACGAACCGUCAAAUGAGCUUGUUGUUAAUAUUUUUCUCCUUGCUCUUCAGCGGCACUCCCAGGCAGGCGGCUUGGGUUUCUCUUGGCUCAUGAACUUCAGAAUUAGUUAUUUUUUGUGUUUAUUUUCUGAUAGUAAGAAUUCUGUGAUCUUUCCAUUUUUUUUUAAACAUCUUCUCAAACUAGUUUAGGAUCGUUUAACCAUUUAAUCCUUUUUCCGCCUCAUACUUUGAUUCUCUUGGGGAAAUUCUCUGCAUUUGAACUCAUCCUAUUUCACUGAAACUGCACGUUGAGUUUAGCCGCCACAGGAUGAACACAGGCGAGCCUCUAGAACCUCCACACCACCACCACGACAGUAUCUGGACAAAUAUGAGUCUGGAUCAGGAUUCAGGCCGGACAGACAUUUGAGGAAGAGGAGGAUAUUGUAGAAUUUAAAGUCGGUGUGCAGCAAAUUCAUCUUAACACUCGACGCCCCCCGAUGGCUCUUGGAACUCAGACAGGACGGAGUUUCAGUUUUAAUCAAACAGAAAAUCACAGUAGUUAAAAACUCCAGAUAAUUGUACUCAGUUCAUUUAUUUCUCUGAUCAUUAAAACCUUUCUUGGUGGUUCACGGCACUAUAUUCAGCUAAGCUGUAUCCUAUUUAAUCUUUUCUUUUACCGGCUUCCUCCUCUCAUUUAAACGGGUUUCCUGUCACUCCGCCGUGUUGGGACGCCGCAGAGGGAUGAAGAGUCGGGCGCGCCGGCUCCUCGUCCGCUGACACUGUGAUGGAUGUGGUUAAAUCUCCCUUUUCGGCUGCGGCUCUGAAAUGUUUGAAUGUUUGAGAAAAAAUAUACCGGGAGAGAAAUCAGUAUUAAAUUGACUCAUUGUGAAAAUGUGGUGACCAAAAAACAUCAGUAUUAAAAGUGAAGUAGUUAAAAUGUAAAUGAAGGAGACGGUGCCUUAGAGAGAAUCUAUAUUGAUGUAAACAAAAGAACAGCAGACCUCCAGCGUCUCGAUGCACCUUCAGGUCUUUAAGGAGACUGUUGGAUUUCAGCGAUGUCAUUUCCUCUUAUUUGAAGUUGUUUCGAAUAUUUGAUUCAUCCUAUUGUGUUUUUUUUCAUGUCUUUUGUAUUUCCUCAUCUUUACCAAAGAUUAAAGUUCCUGCUGUCCUCUCAGUGUCAGUAUCUGAACGUCAUGACGGCGUCUGGUCGACUCCGUCUGGAAGCAGAUAUUAGAUCCAGGAGGACUUGUGCUGUGGUUUUUCUUAGGUGAUGUCUGUCCCAAAUCUUGCAUGUGUGUUUGUCUUUAUCUGAAAUAUUAGAAUAAAACAUUUACUGUC